UAUAGACUACGUAACCGGGAUUGGAAACUAGGAUUCCCUGGUGGACAACGUCCGUGAUUGAAUUGGGCGUUAAAUAGAAUAAAUUUGACCAUGUGGCUUGCUUUUUAGUCUAUAAUAUCUAUGGUCUAACUAUCAAUAUUAGACCACGCCUUCAGCUAACCACAUAUCCAUAGAUCUAAUUCAUUUAUGACCACAUGUGAUAGAUGCGGUCAUAGUAAUACUACAUGAAAUCCGAGAUGAAGUCCUAGUUAUUGUCUAUGAUGUGAUAUCAACGCUGGCGAAAUGGAAGACGAAAGGAGUCAAGAUAUGAGUGGUAGUAUUUUAUACUCACUACAUGGUAAUGAGAAUACUGAUGGAGAGAAAGGGCAGGCAAGUGAGGCAACUGCAAAAGCCGAGGCGAAAGCAAAACAAGACUAUGAGGCAAGCAAAGGUCAAUCACCACAAUUGACAAUGAUGGUAAUUGGCAACACAGGAGCUGGUAAGUCCACACUCAUCAAUUCAAUGCUGGGUAAGAAAAAAGCCAAAAUAUCACAUGAUAUAGACCCUACUGAUCACAAUACAAUAGAGGAACACACUGGCACAGUCUGUGGUACACCUGUGGUGUUUUAUGAUACAAGAGGGCUGGGAGACCCAAAGCUAAAAAAUAAAGAGCUGAUGAAUAGCUUUAAACAGUUGAUGAAGUUGCCGCAAUGUAGUGAUCGAUUUACAAUCCUUAUAUGUCAGCGAUUUUCAGAUAAAUUUGGUGAUUCAAUUGUGCAAUUUGCAGAGCUUCUUGCGAAAUAUUUUAAGGAUGAUUACUCAAUAUGGAAGAACUGCAUCUUAGUGCUAACACGAGCUAAUCAGUAUGAUCCUGAUGACGAUGAGAGCGAUGAGGAGGAGGAAGAAGAUAGGAGGAGUGGCAUUAGCCCAGAAGAGCUUUUAAAAUUGAAAAUGGAUAUACUUAUGAAAAGGUGGGCCACAAAAUUUCAAUCGUACCUGGAGAAAUACAAUGUGCCUGAGGAAAUAAUUAUGAAUAUGCCAGUGUUUGUUGCCGGGAAUAAGAAGAAGCUCAAACUACCUGUCACCGAUAACUGGAUAAAAACAAUAAUGAAUCACUGCGAUUCAAGAGCUCUACAUUUCCAAAGUGCUACUCAAAUGCAACGGCAAUUACGAGAAACAGGAGUGUUUCUUGGUGGAACAGUUGGUGGAGUUGUGGCAGGUGUUGCAUUACCAAUUAUCGGCAUACCAAUAGGAAUUACCAUAGGCUCUUUGAUUGGAUUUAAGAUGGGUGAAAGGUAUUACCACAAGGCAGUAUGUAAUAAAGUAGAAAGAAAGUACAAAGAAGACAAAGUUGAAGAAUUAAAAAAGAAAAAGUAGUAACAUUGUAAAGUAGUGUUUUCCUAAUUCUUUAUUAACAUUGCUGCUAUUAUUAACAUUACUGCUAGUCAUUAUAGCUAUGUUCAUAAUUGUUUUCAUUUUAUUCAA
This is a messenger RNA of Amphimedon queenslandica, 1464 nucleotides long. Its product is annotated as translocase of chloroplast 34, chloroplastic-like. The record is from RefSeq and is a predicted model, not a curated record. Gene Ontology annotation, molecular function: GTP binding. The transcript has 2 exons. Lineage: Eukaryota; Metazoa; Porifera; Demospongiae; Haplosclerida; Niphatidae. The coding region runs from base 283 to 1356 and encodes 357 amino acids.